This is a messenger RNA of Podarcis lilfordi (Lilford's wall lizard), 16764 nucleotides long. The record is from the annotation of a GenBank genome assembly. Lineage: Eukaryota; Metazoa; Chordata; Lepidosauria; Squamata; Lacertidae.
CAUACGGCAGGAUUUUCCUGGACAUUUGCUCAAUUCCUGCCCGGAUGCUUCCAACAAGUGAAGCUCUUCCUAGCUUGAAGAUACUGUGAUGAAAGAAGCUCCAACUUCUGGAUAUUUGCCAGUCCUGGAUAUGUUACCCAAUAAAUGUUUAUGAGGCUUCUAGUGGAAUGUGAUAAUAGAGAAUAGUGGACAAAAUGGAGAACAGCCACUGGUGCGGGCAAUGGCAGUGGAAGACAAAGAGCUGGAGAAUAGGGAUUGGGAGGUUCAUGGGGAAAGGCAGUGGAUUGCUGUACUUCUGAGGCUUAUAAAAUUUGAAAAAAGUAUUUAUUGCCACUAAUACAGAUUGUCGCCAUCAGGACAGUGAAAUAGUUUAAUUAUCAGCAAUGGUUCAAUAUCCAUAUAUUGUUGUUUAUAUCCUACAUAUGUUCCAUUUCAGGAUCAAUGUGUGCUGUAUUUGUUUCCAACGGCAUUGUUACGGCAUAGCGUCUUCUAAAAUAAAUAUUUUACACCUCUGUUUUGGCACUGAGGGUCGCUUUUGCAGCCUAGCACGCUCCUGUGCCAAUGUGCCAUCAGCAGCUUGAUUUGCAAGACAUUUGCUUUUGCUAUAUGCAACCCAUUCCCGGGAGUUUUAUACUUAAGACUUAAGCCAGGAACCAUAAUGACUCAGGAACUUCAAGUGGGUAAUAACGUUAAAGGCGCAGAAGCAGACCAGGGCAGGUUUUCCCACUUAAACCCAGGAAAAUGCAGGCUUGGCAUUUUGCCCGCGUCGCUGCAGGCCCCGUUGCCACGGAGACAGCGUCACUGGCCGCCCCGGGGUCUCCUCCGCCACCUCCCCUCCCUCGCGCACUCAUUGGCUGCCAGCCGGGCCGCAGCACGACCGAUUGAACGGGGGCCUUGUCUGUCACGGCAACGCGAGGAGGAGUGGAGGCGGGACCUCUCGAGGGCAGGUAAAGCGGGGUAGUUUCCCCGGGGCUGCGAAGGAAAGAGGGAGGCAUUUCUAGAGCGGGGUGGCUGGGAGGAAGGCUGAGACCAAGCGGGGCGGCGGCGGCUCCGUUUUAGGGAAGGGAAGUUUAAAAAUGUGCGGGAAGAGGGUUGAAUUCAUCCUUAUGGAGCCGAAGGGAAUCGGGCUACGCUGGGUGUGUUUGUGUUGCGUUUGCGGGAAGUGAAGUUGCGAGGGCCAAGCGAGGUUUAGCUACAAGCCCAGCGGUGGCGGAGGAGGAUUUGCGUGUGAAGUGGUGUUGUUGUUUAGUCGUGUCCGACUCUUCGUGACCCCCUGGACCAGAGCACGCCAGGCCCUCCUGUCUUCCACUGCCUCCCGCAGUUUGGUCAAACUCAUGCUGGUAGGUUCAAGAACACUGUCCAACCAUCUCGUCCUCUGUCGUCCCCUUCUCCCUGUGCCCUCCAUCUUUCCCAACAUCAGGGUCCUUUCCAGGGAGUCUUUUCUUCUCAUGAGGUGGCCAAAGUACUGGAGCCUCAGCUUCACAAUCUGUCCUUCCAGUGAGCACUCAGGGCUAAUUUCCUUAAGAAUGGAUAGGUUUGAUCUUAUUGCAGUCCAUGGGACUCUCAAGAGUCUCCUCCAGCACCACAGUUCAAAAGCAUCAAUUCUUCAGCAAUCAGUCCAGCUCUCACUUCCAUACAUCACUACUGGGAAAACCAUAGCUUUAACUAUACGGACCUUUGUUGGCAAGGUGAUGUCUCUGCUUUUUAAUAUGCGUGUGAAGUAAGUUGGAGAUUAAGCUCGUGAUGACUAUUGCUGCCAAAGAGUUAAUGGAUGCAUCCCUAUAUGGAAAAGGCUAAGGGGAAACCUGUGCGCCCCAAAAUUGAAAUGAUGUUGGAUUCCCAUCGCCUCUGACCUUUGGUCUCGCUGGCUGAGGCUGAUGGGAGUUGGGGAUCCAACAAACAGCAGGAGAUCUGCAGGUGUCCCCCCCCCCAGCUGUGAACAUUGGAAUGGCAUCCUCCUGCACACUCCAGACUCCUUUAUUGUUCCUGUAAUUCCCCCCCUCCCCCAACUCUGGUGUGGCUUAUAGGGAUGGAGGAGACUGUAUUCUAUUCGCAUCACAAUCCCUAUACAUGUCUACUAAGGAGUAAGCUCUGUUUAAUGCAAGGGGGAUUACUCCCACGGAAGUGGUUAUAGGAUUGAAGACAGCCAAAGGUGCCCGUCUAGCCCAGUAUGGUUAAUCCUAGGUGGGCACCAGGUAGGCCACCAAAGGUUUAAGGCAGAAAUAUGCGAGCCCCCCUGCUGCCAGACUCUGGUUUUUAACUGAAGAGGCUAAAGUUUGAACAUGGGGCCUUCUGUGUGCUCCUACCACUGAGCAGCGUGGGAGCAGAGAUGGCAUAGAUUUAUUUAGCCUGGGGAAGUUGCACAAGGCCAGUGCAACAACAGAAUUAGAGCCACACCGCUCCCAGCAACUUUUCUUCCUGUAAAAAUAAAAUUUGAGGGAUCCAGUUACAGAUCUCAUAUCUGUUCUGUCCUCCCACACCUACAAAAUAGAUUUGCUGGAGAAUGGACGGAGCUACCUUCCCGGCACCUUUCAGGUGUGGAAUUGUACUCUGGAGAAAUAUCUAUCAAUCUAUGUGUGGUUUUUUAAUUGCAAUAGCUCAUUUCCUGUGGGUUGUUUUUUUUUUAAAUUACAUAUCCCAAAUAAAGAUUCUGCCAAGAGAGAGCUGAAUUCUGAAAGAUAGUCUUGAACAGGUUAAACCAUGCAAAAGUUAUUCAGUUAUUUAUUCAGCUGAAUAAAUAAUUUAGUUGUGUUUAUUAGGUUGUUAUAGGCAAACCUUGUUUGUACCUAAUAAAGCCAACAGCAGGCUGGCUUAUUUGAGCUGUUGACAUUCAUGCUGAGUUAAGUGAACUUGCUUCAAGUCCAAAUUAGUGCAGUCAUAUAGUGGGAGCAGGAAUGGGGCUUGUGGAAUAUAUGCAUGAACACUCAGUAGGAGCUUUGCAAAUGAGGGUUGACCUAUGAAUAUGCCCCUUCAUUGGCCAUUUGGGGCCUUUCAGGACUUUUUAAAGGCAAUACAGCACAAUCAUGUGUGCCCAGUGGGCUUCUUCUCCACAUUCAUCUUUGAACAGUUAUGGUCUCACUGCAGUAGUACCUGCUUCUUAGUUUAAAGAACCUUUUGUGAUGCAGAACAGAAAGUUGUGGUGUUUAAAUAAAAAUUAAGAGUCUUACCAGACAUGUGCAAAGUCUGUAAUCCUUGGCGAUUGUAAUCCAUCCUUGCCUUAGCUUAGCCCUUGAAGCUUGCAUUAUUUGAAACACAAAAGGUGAGAGUGUGGGAAUCGAUUUGUUUUUUGUUUAACUUCUAUUUAUACAUAAAUUUCUGAAGUACUAAAUCAAGAAAAAUCUUCUCAACCUGUUGUACAUAAAAUCAAAGGUUAACACACAAAAAGGCAGAGAUCAGAAGGACAUAAAACGUACCAGAUGCCAUGCUGGAAGCCAGAGUUCAGUUUGGACCAUGAUUGUGCCUAUUCAGUUAGCUAAGCUCCUUCCUUAUUUGCUGGAUUGAACCAAAUAAAGAGUUUGUUACAAAGUGAAAGGAUAAUCCCUUCUUUAGCAGAAGUCAUGAUGGGGAUUGGACCUGGCAUAUGGAGUUUGAUGCCUUCUUCCAGAUCAUGGAGUAUCCUGAGCCCUACUUGAGUGGCAUAAUGCUCCGCAGCAUCACAGGCCGGUCCCUCCUGCUAAUCUUGAUGCUUCCUGGCGCAGUUCCUUCUCCAUUUGAUGCAGAUUCCUUCCUACCUUUUCCCUGCUCCUCACCAAGUAGCCUUAAGGGAUGGGUCUGUACCCCCUGCUCUUGUAUGUCUUGUUGUGCCAGUAAUGCAUCAUCUGGAGUGAAUUGCUUAGAUUUGGGAGCACAUGGCUCAAUCCUGUGAAAUGUAGGGGGGGGCAAGCAGGUGAGGAAUAGAGGGGAGCCUUUUGAAAGUAGGCUUAGUGCUCAUUUUCGAACAUUUUUCAUUGCCCCAAGGUGUUAAGAGACAGAAAUAAAAUUCCAAAGGUCAUCCCUUGAGCAGGUCAGGCUAUUUUGCAGGGACAGAAGAAUGUAUGAGAUGCCUGUUUUAAUGUUUGAUGACAUUAGCAUUAUGCCCUGUAGGUAACAAUAUAGUGCCUUGAUUGUUCAAAGUGCUUCACAUACUUCUUGUAAUCCAUAACGUAAUCUUAAAGUAGGCCAGUAUUAUUAAUGGAGGCGUUGGGACUGGCCUAAUGCCAUUUUGUUGAUGCCGUGGCAAAGGCAAGAUUUCAUCCAAGGGACUUCCUGGUCCAUUAGCCUCUUAGCCUGCCACACUUUGGCAUCUUUGUCACUCCAAAUUAAACUGCAGCAGUGAUAUGUGAAGAGAACGGGUGUGGAGGACAAAGUAUGUAUGAGGAUUUGAGAAAGAAAGUGAGAUAGCAGCAGAGAGAGUAAGCGAGGCCUGGUGGGAUCCCCCUGAAUCCUGAUGGUCUUAAAUAGUGUGUGUAUGUGUGUCUUACUAUGUCUUCCUUGUGCUUUCUAUGCAGCCAUGACAGCAGCAGGAAGCGGCAAUGGUUUUGGCACCACAGCUUGGUGGGGCUUUUCUCCAGCACUUGACCUACAGGCCACAUGUAGGUACCACUUCUUCCACAAAUAUAACCCCUGCAACUUUGCUUGCCUGCUUUUUUGUUUUUUAAGCAACAUUUUUAUUUUUAGUUUGCCUGCUUUAUUGUGAAUCUUCUCGUUUAACAGGUUGCUUGAGGAGUUUGAAACUGCUUCAGCUGAUCAAAUGCACCCUGUUUUGUUGUAGGCUCAAUAUUGAGACACAGGUGCCUUCUGAGAGUAGAAGCAUCUCUCAGUCCAGUGAUACCUUCCCGGCUGCUUGGGGGCUUUCAACAGCACCUCUGUGCAGCUACUCAAAAGGCAUAUUAUUUCCUUGCUGGGAAGAUUUGGUUUAAACAGAAAACUUUCAGCCAGUGCUGAAAUAUAUCCAAGGUAUUCCUUCUGUGAUUCUGUUGUGAUUUGGUGCACGAUCUGAGCUCCUGAGAAUGGUAGCUUCUAUCUGAACCUUUUUAAAAGCUGAGUUUGUCAAUUUCUGGAUGUAAAGCUACAUUUGAAAACGUUCAGGCAGACAAAAAUACUCUAGCUGGACUUUCUGUGACUUUUCUAGGGUCUCUCCUCAUAGCUUGCAGCUUUGUUCUUCUGCUUCGGGUGCCUUCAGACAUGCAUAAUUCCAGUGAUGAGCCUGCUCUGAGAAGUGCAAUUGCCACAUUUCAGACACAUGUAUCAUCUUGUUCACUGGAUCAAGUUCAGGGAAGUGCCAUUUUUCUUUUUUGCAGCUGAAGCUGAGUUUGCACAGCUCUGGUUAGUUGGCCCUUGCACCAGUCAUGAACCCACAGAGCUUUGUUUCUUAUCAGCAGAGGUUUAGUCUAGGAAGUCCUUUAAAAAUGGAAAAACAAACAGCGUCCCUGAAGCAUUCAGAACCAUGUCACUUAUCAAAGGGGCAAUGAAGGCUGGGGGUGGGGGGGAGCAGAGCUUGCCUAACAACCAAAAAGCCCAUCAUUAUAUUCAUACCCUGAUUUCCCGACAGGAUUGGUUCCCACAGUCACUUUCAAUUAAAUUUUGCGCAUAUGAACAAUAUACUAGGAUAUGGUCCGACGUCUGAAAGCCCUUCGUAGAAUUGGGUAGAAAUAAACGUAUAUAUAAACUGACUCUGCAUUAGCUGAUUGUAAAGAUGUCAACCCACAGAAAUAGCUCUCCUAUUGAACUGCGGAGCUUUCUAGCUGUUUUCCUUCCCAUCAGCCAUCUCUAUGUUCCUUGCGGCAAAUUCCAAAGUUUGUAAAAACAAGACUUCAGUGCCGGGUUCUAGUGAACACUAAUAAAUUCUGUACUUUUAUUUUGCACUUUUUGAACAAAAUAUUUCUCGUAGGAAAAUAGGAUUUACCAUGGCUGUGCAACAUGUAGAGCCAUUUCACUUUCCCGACAGGUCUGGAGGCCUCUAUGGAACAUCUGCAGCUGUCCCAGGAUGGUAUUCCCGAACUGAACAUCCUGCUGGUAGGAUCAGUAGACGGCCGUCAUAUCCUCAAGACAAUGAGUCAGGCGCACCGGUGGCCACGGCGGAAAAUCAAUGUGUGUAACUUGCCUCCUGCCAUAGAUUUCCACGUUGUCUUGAGCUGCUGUUAACUGGACAGCCCUUCCCUGUGCUUAGCCAAGCUUUGCGUGUCUCUUGCCUAGAUAGAUCUUACUUAAAACCUUAAAAUUAAAUUCUCAUUAUCUAUGCUUGUUUAAUAACAGGACAGCAGAACGGGGCAGAUUCCAAAGCUGUGAGUCGGGUGGGAAAACAGGCUUGUCUGCAUUUCCUGCUUGAGCAGCAUCGCUACAAAUGCAGAAUCCGAUGUCUGUAUCUAUUUGCUACAUUUAUAUACAGUGGUACCUUGGUUUAAGAACAGCUUAGUUUAUGAACAACUUGGAUUAAGAACGCCUCAAACCUGGAAGUAGGUGUUUUGGUUUGUGAACUUUGCCCUGGAAGCAGAACAUGUUUCACUUCCUGUUGAGUGUCUUCCAUUUGUAAAUUGAGUCCCCCGCUGCUAUGGGAAAGCAUGCCUUGGUUUAAGAAUGCUUCGGUUUAAGAACAGACUUCCGGAACGGAUUAAGUUCGUAAACCAAGGUACCACUGUACCACCUAUCUGCCAAAUUUCUCAAGGUGAUUUAGAUUUUUAUAAUAAUAUAACUUCCAAACUAAGAGAUGCAAUACAAAAGGAUACAGCAGCAACCUUGCUGAAGCUAUGCAGGCCUAGGUUCUGGUUAGUGUCUGUGCAGGGAGACUAACAGGGAAGCCUGUGCGUAUUGUGCCUUGGUUUCUGUGAUGGAGGAAAGGCAACUUAUCAAGGGUAAUUAAUAAAUGUACCUUUUUUGGGGGGGGUAAAUGGAUUUCAAAACUGGCAGGACCACCAGGGUUGGAUUCAGCUUGGGGGAGGGGGCACCUCUCAUCCAUUGCUGCUGGCUCCGCCCACAGAAUAUUGCACUGCCAAACAGAGUGCUUCUAGGACUGAGUGCUGAGACACUGAGGUCCAGCUCCGAGGGCCUUCUGGCUCUUCCCUCCUUGUGAGAAGUCAGGUUACAGGGAACCAGGCAGAGGGCCUUCCCAUCAGAUGUCAAGGAAAUAAACAACUACCUGACUUUUAGAAGACAUCUGAAGGCAGCCCUGUUUAAGGAGGUUUUUCAUGUUUGAUGUUUUAUUGUGCUUUUAAUAUUCUGUUGGGAGCCGCCCAGAGUGGGCGGGCUAUUUGUUGCUGUUGUUGUUGUUACAUGCUUGAUGUUGACCCUGGAAGGGCAGAGUCAUCUCUCUUGGGAAGGACCUUGUCUCUCUUCCAGCAACUGCCUCCCUAAAGAGCCCAAUCUCAGACACUGCAAUGAAGCAAAGGGCCUGGGAAGAAGUUCCCAUCCUUUUUGCUUUCUUCGCUUUGCGGAAGGAGAGGUUUCUCUGUUGAGCAGGGUCGGAGGAGCUGGCACUCUUGGGUUCCCUUUCCAACGGUGACUCAGGCUGCCCAUGUGAUGAAGUGGUGCUGGCGCUCUGCCCCCUUUCCCAGAAACGUGUGGCGACUUUAAUUCAUUCCUGUCAAUGUGAGGAGCCUGGCAGGGACGCGUUGGCAGCUGCCCAUCAACGAGAGCCCCUCAGCUCAGCAUGGUCAGCUCAGAUGUCCCAUGAAGGCCAUGGACUGACACGUGUGAGGGAGGUGUGAAGUUCAGGAAGAGCGUGGGGGGGGGGGAGGAGAUGACAAUUCAUAGAAGCAGCAUCAAUUCAGCCCCUUCCCCUGUAGCAACUCCUACCAGACAGCAUUCACCAGCACGUUCCCCUUGCAACCUUCCUUCAUCACGAGGAGAUGAAUCAGUGGCAAUGUGUCUCACAGCCAGCAUUUUGGAGUGUCACUUCAUAACAAGAGGACUUUUUUGUCAUCAAGGAGAGAGGAAGGAAUGGGAGUAGGGCUGGGAAAGAAAGUGGAGGGGGGGGAAUCAAAUUUUCAGUUUGGGGCUCAGAAUUUCUAGGAGCUUUUCUGGCACUUUUGGGUUCCUUGGGAUAGCCAGGAGGUGCAGGCUAGGGAGAUGGAAGAACUCCUAGAAUCUUUGCAAGUUGAGCCAGUUCAUUUCAAGCUAGGAUGUGGGAAAUUCAGGAAGUUGAGCCUGCUGGGAUAGAGAAAAUCUACUGAGAAAAUAACGUACUGUACAGUGGUACCUCGGGUUACAUACACUUCAGGUUACAUAUGCUUCAGGUGACAGACUCCGCUAACCCAGAAAUAUUACCUCGGGUUAAGAACUUUGCUUCAGGAUAAGAACAGAAAUCGUGCUCCGGCGGUGCAGCGGCAGCAGGAGGCCCCAUUAGCUAAAGUGGUGCUUCAGGUUAAGUACGGACCUCCGGAACGAAUUAAGUACUUAACCCGAGGUACCACUGUAUUGAGUUAGAGCUGGAGAGUCGGAACCAGGACACCUGACUAUCCGUGUUAGACGAUUCCAGUAUGCUUCCAGGGACAGUGCUGCCGUUUUCUUGGGAUGAGAGCAUGCUGGAGAUCUAUAAUACCUUUGUGUAAUUUCCUUUAUUUACAGAUAUGCGGGCAGAACGAUCAGUGACCCGCAGGGGAGCAGAUCUGUUUCCCUGCAUCACAUCCUCUAAGAAUGAAGUUGCACUCCAAAGUUUCUUCAGUUAGCUCCCAGCUAUCUCUUGCUGCUCUGUUUGCUGCCAUUUUCUAUUUCUCACACAUACCUGCCCUUACCCUCCAACCCUGAUAGGUAUCUCAUGACAAACCACAGAGAGAUUCCCCACCUAUCAAGAGACCACCUUCUGAUUGUUGGCCCCCAUUGAUUUAAAUCUUAACCAGCCAUUCUAGACUAAUCAUCAAUCUGCCAAACAGAAGACUGGAGGACUGGCAGGAGUCACAUUGCAUGUAUACUGUAUAUACACUAAUGCCUAGGAAGGACAGGACAAUAAACUUCUUGUUUCUUGAGGGUGUUUUGGUUAGCUAGCCAGACAGAGCGUUAUUUUGAACUUGAAAGCGCCCUCGUUUUCAUUGUGACAUUUUGGGCGGCUCUAGUUGGCUCCAAUAAAUUGCCCUGCUGUUACUGUUGGGUUUGAUGUGGAUAGGCUUUCCUGACUCAGUAAGUUUUCACUCACAUUUGGAAUAUUAGACAAAGCCUUAAGGGUUGAAAGAAAAUGGAGGAAACGGUAGAACUUGAAUGAUGAAAAGCAUAUUCAAGACAGGGCACCUCCUUGUCUUCUGUGCAGCUCUGAUAGUUAGGAUUUCUUGCAGGAAGUGUCCUAGACUGUCCCACCCCUGCCAAAAUCGGGUAGCAGGGCACAUGCAUUGCAGGCAGAAGGUGGCAGGGACAGAAAAGAUGUAGUUUGACUUGAGACGCUGGAGAUUGGCUGCUAGGCAGAGAAUACUAGGCUAGAUGGUCCAAUAGUCCGACUCAUAAUUUAUGACAGCAUCUUAAGAUUCAUUUUCUUAAACAUCUAUGGAACUUCAGAUUGUUAAGGGUGAUGUGAAUUGUAGCUCCAUGAGGGGCCAACUGCAGUUCCCAGGAUUCUUUGGUGGGAUGUUAUGUGUUUUAGAUGUCUAGUAUGGCUGUGAUCUUGAGGAGAGCUGUUUAAACUAAAGCUUGCCCUCCUAAUUGUUUGUCUCCUUUGCUCAGUUCUACGUGCUGGAGAACAAUCUGGAAGCCCUGGGUCGGCAGCUGCUGUUUCUGAGUCUGGCUGUGGAGCCUCUAGAGAAGAUGGGGCUGCAAGGUGAAGGCAGAUGAAAUGCUCCCUCGCCAUCUCCAUUCCUUCCCUGGGUUCCCAGGGCUUCUGGCCCCUUGUUUACUGGGGUCUCCGGGAGGCUGAAGCCCUUCUGAAUGGUAACAAGCCCUGUCUUCUUUUUCCCUCCCACCAACCAAGAGAAAAGUGAGACCUUCUUGGAGCUGAUGGGGAACACACUGCUCCGAGGCCAAACAGCUGCUUAUCUGCAGGAGAAGGCAAACCUCUUCAUCCGCUAUGUCACAGACCCUGAUUUCCAGCAAGCUCAUCUGCCCCUCCUUGACUUGUCUGCCCUCAAGGUAAAAUGCAAGUUAAUUCAGCAGGAGCGAUGGAGCCAUGAUUGAUGUGCUGUCAUUGCCAUGAUGGGCUCGGCAGGACUCCAGUUAUGGUUAGCUGCUAUUCCAGAGGAUCCUGGAAUUACUGCUCCAGUUAUUCACUCCCUUUUCCUCUUUGCUUGACAGUUCAAGGAGAGGGACCAGUUGGAGGCCAUCUUCAAGUUCUGGCGGAAUCACGACCCGCAGACUUUCCAGAUCAAGCAGCUCUGGGAUCUGCGACUCCGGCAGUACCUGGGGGCCCGCUAUGACUCUCGCCGCGGGGUGUGCGACUGGGACCUCAAUAUGAAGCUGCAUGAACAUGGGGUGCGUAACUGAAACAAAGGCCGUCGUGUUGGGCAUGCAAAUCCCUCUGGCUCAGCUUGGGGCUGCUGGGCUACAGAGAUGGGCUCUGGGGAGUUACCGCCUUUCUACAGUUGUGGCAUUUCUUUCCCCUCCUAGGCCAAUGUGAUAAACUUCCGUGAGUUUUACCGGUGGCGGGACACAGGCAUGGCCUUUGAAAUGCGGGAAGCCCCCUACGACAUCCCCAACAAGACCUUGGCAUCUGGCCGCCUCCUCAGACAUGUGAGCCACCUCACUUUCUUGAGACUGGUUGUGCUAGGCCAGGAACUUGGAGGACUAUCCUGUCAUCCCUGACUAAAUUAGCUGAAGCUUAUGCGAGUUAAGAGUCCAGCACACUGGCUACACUUGGGCCUAUUUUUGUGGGGUGGCAGGAGAAUAUACCGUAAGCCUAUUCUUAGACAGGGUUACCACCCCUUCUGUGCCCCCCUUUCAUUACCAUUUUUAAUAAUUCCCCUCUUCCUUUAAGGAGCUCAAGUCGGUACAGGAUGAUUCCCCUUUCCCCUUUAGUUACAUCAACCCUGUGAGAUAGAUUAGACUGAGAGAGAAUGACUGUCUCAGAAUCACAGAGCAAGUUUGAUGGCUAGGUAGUGAUUUGAACCCAGGUACACCCCGUCCAACGCGCUAACCACUGCACUGCACUGCCUCCUGUUACCUCAACAGCAUGGGGGAGCCACACUGUAGCUUCUGUCAUCCUUUUGCAAUAGCAUGAGAAGCAGAGAGGAGUGUGUCUAAUCUGCAACUACCCAUUCAGGAUUUCUUGAAAUGAUUUGAUUAUUUUAAUCUGCUUUUGCAGGUAGGUCUUGGGAUGCAGGUUCUAGUUGCAGCAGGUGCAGUCCUACUAAGGGAGUAGGUCAGUUUUUAGACUGCUCUUUCCUUCUAGGACUAAUACAAAAUACAUGUUUUUAGUCCUUCUGGAUUCUGUGUCCUUUUUCCUCUCCCAUCCAGUUUGUGAGCACUGUCAUGCAGGAUGAAAAUGCACCCGUAAUUUUGGCAGUCCGCAGCCAUCCUCUGAUGAAGUGUUGAUUCUUGGGAUCCCAACAGUUUCCACCUCUUGUCUGUAGUUACCGGUUCUCACGCUGCUGAGAACAGAACUUCAUCUUAUGAGCGAAACACCAGUUCCAUGUUUGGGAAAGCUAACCAAGGGAGAAUUAGUGGAUAGGAAAAGGGGAGCUAGCCCUUCUGCCUGCCAGUUCUUCCCUUUAAAUCCUGCCCCCCCUUCCUAGAAAUCUUUGUAAUUGCUUUUCCCCAGCAGGACUCUUAAACUGGUGGGCUACCAGCUGUGGGCAAAAAUGACGUAUAUACUGAUCCAGACUUCUUGCCUCUCAGAAAGGAGAACGAGUACCAGCACGGGGAUAUUGGGGAGACGUAGCCACAGGCCCCUACAUCAUUUUUGGGAUUGAGGCAGAAGAUCCCAGCCUGCUGAAAACGACCAAUGGCAUCCCCAGUAAGGUGAGUCUGGCUGCCUUUUUGCCAGAAAAGCAGCUGUGGUUUUGCAAGGAGAAGAGGGUUGAUAAACAAGAAGACGAUAGCUUUCUGAAAGCUGGAGUGAAAAUGGAUUUCUCUGCUGCCUCCUUCAGCCUUCGCUCCUCGUUGGAUACCUUUACAGCCUUCCGAUUGAGCACUGCCCUUUUUGCCUCUUCCUCAUGCCUUAAGAGGGACAGCGUUUCCGUGCGCUGCUCUGGUUCGCCAGAAGCGGCUUAGUCAUGCUGGCCACAUGACCCGGAAGCUGUACACCGGCUCCCUCGGCCAAUAAAGUGAGAUGAGCGCCACAGCCCCAGAGUUGGCCACAACUGAACCUAAUGGUCAGGGGUCCCUUUACCUUUACAUGCCUUAAGAGGUUCAUCCACCCCUUUUUCGUAUACAAACACUGUAUAUGUUGUUCUGCUUAGAUGUUUGUUUAGUGCGCUGUUUAACAUGGAUUUUCCCUUUCUGCGAAAAAUCCAGCAAGUUGAAAAGCUUUGAAAACUGUUCCAAGAAAGUGGGGAAGUAGCUUUGUGACUGACAGAAAUGCUGGCCAAUUGGAACUGCUCAAAGCAUGUUUCUCCGGAACUUGCUCAUGGAGGGGAAGUUGUUUGUCUAUCCCAGGGGUAGUCAACCUUUUUAUACCUACCACCCACUAAUGCGUCUUUCUUGAUGGUAAAAUUUCCUUACCGCCAACCAGUGCUCGAUGGAAGGAGGAUUCAGCUUGUGCCGUAGAACCCCCACCACCCACCUAGAAUCCUGGAACGCCCACUAGUGGGCGGUAGGGACCAGGUUGACAACCCCAUGUCUAUAAAAAAAAAAUGCAGAGCAUGUAUGGCAUAAGGAGGAUGUAGAGAAGCUAAAAAUAAAAUGAGGUUCAAGGGACUUGAAUUCAAAGAGGGGAAAAGAGGGACUCAAAUAAAAACAGAUUCUGGUCUUCUUCUUUCUCUCCACAGAGUGCCCAGGAAAUCUCCUUGCACAAUGUCACUGCCCUGUUGUAUGAACUCAGCUAUAACACCCGCUAUGACCCAUCGGCAUCCUCUGAUGAGGAGGGAAUGAGUGGCAACUUACAGGGGGCUGGUGACCAUUCCAAGCUGGGUGCUAACGGUGGUGAGUAGUCAGCGGGUUGAUUGCAUAUCAUGCUAUAAACCUUGGUCAAGUCAGGCAUGCAUCAGCAGGAAAGGGCCACAGACUUGCACAGAUAGUUUGGAGCAGACAUUUAGAAAGCUCCCCACCCCAAAUCCUGGCUUGUCAUGUUGUCUGGAGCAAGAAUCAUGGCUUCUUAAACUGGCUUAUUAAACCAGAGCUCUAAAUCACAACCCCUUGCCUGGGUGCUUUGGCCAGCUGAGUUCUGGGGAAAGUGAAACUUUAAAAACUGCUGAAGUAAAAGAGGGGAGGGGGCAUGUGAGCCUGAGGCUUGUGCUGGUUUGUUCCUGCCCUGUGCAUGUCUCUCCAAAACAUGGUUUCAUCUGACAUACAAACUGGCCCAGGCAGUGCUCUCGGUUUAAGGGACUUUGAAGGGUCUUUUCCAUUACUCUCUUGGGCCAGAGGGUUCCGCAAUACGCCAGUGAGUGAUGGCUUGUUGGCUUGACUCGAUUUUGAUCUUCCCUCCUUCCCAAGAGUUCAGGGCUAGUUACAAAAUGUUUAUACGAUUCACUGACCCUUAAAAGCCUUGCAGUCUUGCAGCAUCAGAUUAAUAGGCCCAGGGGAGAAGAGCGGGUGAGCAAACAGAUUAAUAUAACAUAAAGUGUUGAGGGACAUCCUUUCCAGAUGUUCCAGUGGCAGGCCUCAUCUACGCCAGUUCUUUGGAGCAAGAGCAGUUUGAGCGGCCACUUGGGAGUAAGAGGGUCAACAUCAGUGGGAUUAGAACUUUCCCCUUCCAAUUCCUCAUGCAGCACUUUAAACCGUAGACAUACAGUAUGCAGUUUCACAACCCUUCUUGUUUUCUGAGGAGGCGGUUGAAUGUAUGUUUUGCAUAUAGAAACUCCCAGAUUCAGUCCCAGGCAUCUGUGGUGGAAAGGCUAUCAGAUAGCUGAGCUAAAAAGACUUCUCUGAGUCUUUGGAGAGCCACUGUCCAUCAGAAUAGGCAGUGCUGAGUUAGACGGACCAGUGGCCUGACCAUAUAAAGCAAGUUCAUAUGUGCUUGUGCCUACAUAUCUCUACAUCACUGAUUUUUUUAAAAUGGAAGAUGGUGUGGGUGUGUAGAUAUCCUAGAUAGAUAAAAAUAAUAAAUGCAUUUUGAGACUAUUACCCUCCAAUAUCCUGGACCGCUUGUCUCUAUUUCUAUACUCUGCUGAGUUGCAGAAAAAAAUUAUCUGUUUCUAGCCACAUUCCCUGUCCGCAAAAUAUAUAUCUGCUCCUUUCCCUGCCUUCUGUUGCAUUGGCCUUGUUGUUUCUCAGCCCGGCUUUUUCUCUCUUCGCUGUGCGGUGCGUUUCCUAUGCUGCAGGCCCUCCUUCCAUAGAAGAUGCCAGAGUCUGUUUCUUGCCUCUCAACUGCCUCCCUGAGCUCCACCACAAAGGCAAAUACCAACAGCUCUUCAAUCUCAUCUUCGUCUCUUGCAGGUAGGAAUGGGCUGAGGGCACGGGACUGCUGGUUUGGAGGCAUGGGGAAGAGAAUAUUGCAGAAGUCUGGACUCUUGGGUUUCCUGCCAAGAAGUAGGAAGCAGCUAAUAGGGUUGGGAGGCAGGACAUGGUUUAUCUAGUUGCAAGGAGGUUGGCCUAUCUAGACUUGGGACAUCAUCAAAGCUUAUAAUUCCCUCACUUUGAAUACAAGCCUGCCCAGCUCCUGAAAUGAACGGACCUAAGCUAGUCGUGACCUUUAAUUUCAGUGGAGGUACGUUGAGCAGAACUAGCAUUGGAUGCAAUCUAAUAUAGUGCUUGGCUGUUGUGUAGCAAAUGGAGUGCCAUUUCCCCCAAAGGUACUUCCCAGUUUAGAACACAAAACAAGAUUUUUGUGAGGGUCUGUGCAUCCCUGGUCAGCAUUUAGCAGGCCAGCCACCUAUGGCCCGCACCCUUUGUUGGUGCACGCACAAAAGGUAUCUAAUAUUAGCCCUUUGCCCUUGAUGGGACUCGCUCAUUUCUGUGAGUUAGUGACCAGACCACACAACCAGGUUUGGGGAGUUUCUCCUGCAUUGAGGCCAGCUCUCUUUAGGGUGCUACCAAUUGACCUCUUCUUUAUGGAGCAUUCAUGCUGAUUUGCUUGUGGCGAGGUUAGGUGACGUUGCAUCAACACAAGUGUUAUCCCACACUGAGAGUCAGCGUAGUGAAGUGGUUAAGAGUGUUGGACUCGUAAUCUGGUGACCCGGGUUCGCGUCUCCGCUCCUCCACAUGCAGCUGCUGGGUGACCUUGAGCUAAUCACACUUCUCUGAAGUCUCUCAGCCUCACUCACCUCACAGAGUGUUUGUUGUGGGGGAGGAACGGAAAGGAGAUUGUUAGCCGCUUUGAGACUCCUUAGGGUAGUGAUAAAGCGGGAUAUUAAAUCCAAACUCCUCCCCUCCUCCUUCUCCUCCUCCUCCUCCUCCUUCUCUCCAGUGCAUUUUCCUGUCACUUUCUUUAUCACAAAAAUUCUUGUAUUUUGGGGAAGUGGGCUUAUUCCUCAAGAGCUCUCCUACAUUUUGUCGAAUGACUUACAUGCCAUUAAAACUCACCAUUGCUUAGUUAAUUCCAAAUUGUUCAGAGGGCAGUUUGCCAUCACUAGAGUGGUCAGCAAAGAUGGUGGGUCCUCCGCCUCUUAUCUCUACAGUCACCACUUCCUCCUUGCUUGUCUUUUGUAGCAUGGUGCAUGUCCUAAAACCAAAUGUGAAUCUGAUUGCAGCCCCGAAAGCCACUCUUAUUGUUGAGCUGACAAAGUGAGUAUUAUUUUCUGCACCCUCUCUUGGGAAGCUGGCCCACUAUGGAUGUGUGCACAUUUGUUCAUUAGAGCACGUUGGAAGUCAUAGUUUUUCCUGGUACUAUAUCUUCCCCUAGCUGUUCACAUCAGCACAGCCUCACUAGUGUCAGAUUCAUUUCAGUUUGUGUGCACAUCAGGGGGUGUUAAUAGGGGCUGAUAGCCAAUUGGGAGAUUUGGGAGUACUAAAACAAAUUACCGAGAGCGAUCCAGUGGGGUGAAUUGGUUCCUUCUGAAUGGAGCAGGCUGGGUACAGACAAGAGCCAGAACCACCUUGGGAGGGCUGUGGGGCCUAAUUAAACAGAGCAGCUCAUUAGCCAGGGUGUUUAAUGGGAUCCAGGACUCCUGGGUUCCCCACACCCCUUACUCAUCUGUCCACUUCUUCUUUUCACAGCUUCCUGCCUGACCUCCACAAGGAGCAGGUCUCUGUGUUCUCCUCUCAAGUAGCCAAACAAGUGGCUGAGGCAGGAUUUGUUCCAGUCCAAGCAGCAGACAAGAGACCCUUCUCCUUGUUCCAGCUUGGGCAUCAGGAGGCUGGAGAGAUCUGUAAUGAGUUCCCUGCGCUCGAGAUGACAGCGCCUGGUCCCUGAGGUUCCCCCUCUGUACCCUGGUUUCCUUUAUAACCAUUAUUUUUAAAAGAAAAAUAUUUAGUUUCAGACGAGAGUUUCUUGUGGAAUUGUUACAGCUCAGUCACACAAACUUUUCUUUUCUUUUCUUUUCUUUUUUACAUUUAACCUUGCUGUGGAAAAUCCGAGAAGUACAAACGACGCAUUAUGCAUGCACAGUCACUGCUGAUAUAGAAUCUCAUCAGUGUUUGGGGUUUUUUUCUGGGCCAGUUGUCAUGUGUGUAGUGGCAUUUCAGUGGUUGCUCUCGGGGACCUCUGCUUUCGUUUGCUCCUUAGCUGAGCUGUUUUCUUUCCAGCGACUCCCCAAUACCAGAAAAGUUCAUUUCUGCCCAUUGCUGUGUCUUGGUGGGACUUUUGAUAUAAAAAUUAAAAAAAAUAUUUUAAAGGGU